AUGGCAUGUCUAUGUCCUGCUCGAUGCAAGAAGGAAUGGAAGAAGCGAGUUCAAGCAAGCUACUGUCCACGAGACAGGCCCGCCGCUCCACGUCACAUCAUUGGCAGCACAAGCAUGAAUAUCUUCGUCCGAACCGCCAUGGAAAAGAAUAACGGAGGUCGAAAGAUGAUAAUGAUGGUUCUCUACGACUUCAUUCCCUCUACCUACGACGAAUUGAGCGCGAAGAGAGGAGACAGAGUGAUUGUACUUUACGGAGAACUCGACUGGGCCUACGUGAUCAGAGACGACGGAGUUGAAGGAUACUUGCCCUGGUCCUACCUCGCCUCUCCCGCCAAGUGUAGCAGACGAACGAUGUCUACCGUCGAGUCACCAGCUCCCGAUACGACGAACGACGUGUCCUUCCUCACGGUCGCACCCACCAAAGCUCUCAGUUUGUCUACGACGAUCAAUUCUUUGAACGAGUCUGAUGAUUCGAGCUCAUCCGAUUCAGACAUCAAAUCCAUGAAAUGUGUCCGUUGCAGUCCUUCCAAAGACAAUAGCGCUUGCCUUGCAGGAUACGUCGCCAGCACCCCGAGAGACGCAAGCAGACGCCAAGCCAAACGACGAGAAGAGAUUCGAGAUGACAAUACCAGCAGCGGUGUUUCCUCGGACAGUGACAACCCAACAUCACCAACCAACUCGUCACCGAAAUGCAGACUCACGUUCAAGCCCGCCGUCAGCGACUCAGAUUCCGGAUGCGAGGAGACGAACGAAGAUCCAAAGCAGAUGAGAACGAAUAACGUAACAACGCAGAUGUCCCUGAGUAUCGAAACGUUUGAGAAACGACCACUUGGCAACUACAUCGUGAUGUAUCGUUUCGAAGCCUACCAAGAGAACGAUCUGUCCGUCUGUCCGGGAGAAAUCGUGACCGCACUCAACAAAGACGAUCCUGAUUGGUACUGGGUGAAGACACGUGAGGAUGACGAGGGAUUCGUACCAAGUGCCUACCUCUGCGACGUCAAGGGACCCGCCCUACCGCAAGAUUUGGACAGCUAUCAUGCUGAUGAAUCUGCCUUAAUCGAAGAUGACUGCCCCCCGGAUGCUCCUCUCCUUACCUCGACGCCAUAUCGUCCCACCAUGAACAGACGACCGAUGCCCAAGAAGAUGUUGAUCCUUUUCGACUACGAGGCAAGGCAGACCGACGACAUCAGCGUGACGCAGGGCCAGUACGUGUACGCCGACAUGGACAACCAACGUUUUUUUGACUGGAUCUUGGUCUACUCUCCAGUGUCGCAGAAGGACGGUUUCAUCCCGAGAGAUUUCGCCAAGCCACCACACAGUGAAGCAGAAUUCGUCGAGUAA
This is a messenger RNA of Lineus longissimus, 1341 nucleotides long. RefSeq names its product SH3 domain-containing protein Dlish-like. The transcript has 3 exons. Gene Ontology annotation, molecular function: protein binding. Lineage: Eukaryota; Metazoa; Nemertea; Pilidiophora; Heteronemertea; Lineidae. The coding region runs from base 1 to 1341 and encodes 446 amino acids. The record is from RefSeq and is a predicted model, not a curated record.